Molecule: messenger RNA, 1011 nt
Organism: Mya arenaria
Lineage: Eukaryota; Metazoa; Mollusca; Bivalvia; Myida; Myidae
Source: RefSeq, a predicted model, not a curated record
AUGGAAGUUGGCUUCAGGUUCCGUAUGCCGCUACCAACAAUCCCUGCUUUCAGGUUCCGUGAGCCGCUACCAAAAAUCCCUGUUUCAGGUUCCGUAGGCCGCUACCUACACUCCCUGCUUUCAGGUUCCGUAGGCCGCUACCAACAAUCCCUGCUAUCAGGUUCCGUAAGCCUCUACCAACAACCACUGCUAUCAGGUUCCGUAGGCCGCUACCAACAGACCCUGCUAUCAGGUUCCGUAGCCCGCUACCAUCAAUCCCAUCUAUCAGGUUCCUUAGCCCGCUACCAACAAUCCCUGCUAUCAGGUUCCGUAGGCCGCUACCAACAAUCCCUGCUAUCAGGUUCCGUAGACCCCUACCAACAGACCCUGCUAUCAGGUUCCGUAAGCCCCUACCAACAGACCCUGCUAUCAGGUUCCGUAGGCCCCUACCAACAAUCCCUGCUAUCAGGUUCCGUAGGCCGCUACCAACAAUCCCUGCUAUCAGGUUCCGUAGGCCGCUACCAACAACCCCUGCUAUCAGGUUCCGUAGGCCCCUACCAACAAUCCCUGCUAUCAGGUUCCGUAGGCCGCUACCAACAAUCCCUGCUAUCAGGUUCCGAAGGCCGCUACCAACAAUCCCUGCUUUCAGGUUCCGUGAGCCGCUACCAACAACCCCUGCUAUCAGGUUCCGUAGGCCCCUACCAACAAACCCUGCUAUCAGGUUCCGUAGGCCGUUACCAACAAUCCCUGCUUUCAGGUUCCGUAGACCACCUCCAACAAUACCUGCUAACAGGUUCGGUAGGCCACCUCCAGCAAUUCCUGCUAUUAGGUUCAGUAGGCCGCUACCAACAAUCCCUGCUAUCAGGUUCCGUAGGCCCCUACCAGCAAUCCCUGCUAUCAGGUUCCGUAGGCCGCUACCAACAAUCCCCGCUAACAGGUUCCGUAGGCCGCUACCAACAAUCCCUGCUAUCAGGUUCGGUAGGCCGCUACCAACAAACCCUGCUAUCAGGUUCCGUAGGCCACCUUCAGUAA